AUGAAGUUCUUCGCCGUUGCCGCUCUCUUCGCUACCGCCGCCGUCGCUGUUCCCGGUCGCCCUAUUUCCUCCUCCUUCGAGGCCGACACCUGCAGCAGCCACGCCAUGUGCUGCAAGCAGCAGGUUGCCUCUGGCAGCGAGCACCUGACCGAGCACGAGAAGGCCGGUCUCCUUGACGUCCUCGGAAAUGUUGACCUCGGUGGUCUUCUCGGCCACAAGGGAACCGGUCGUUACUCCGACUGCGAGAGCCUUGUCCAGCUCGGUGGCAAGUGCGACACCAACGCUGUCUGCUGCCCUACUGGCUCUCAGACUGGCCUCGUCAACAUCGGCUGCGUCGGCCUCCCCAUCAAGCUUCUGAUGCACAACCUCCGGUUAACGCAGAAGACUACUAUUGCCACCGCUAUCAAGAUCAUGGUGACGAUCAAAUCGGUCUUCGAAUCAUCAUUCGACAGACCACGGACUUUGAAGCAGACUGACGGUUGCAAACUGAUUGUUUCUGUCUCGGCAAUCAUCAUAGAUCUGUCUGCCGGAACCGCACCCGAGACUCCGAACGCCAAGCCUGUUCGGAACCGUCCCGUCGUUUCCCCGGAAUGUUCUCCCCGAGGACUGCACUCGCCUCUGCUCCUUUUUGUCUCCUUUUCAUGUCUUUCUGUAUAUCCCGUCAGUAUCAUGGACAGUUCUGCCUCACCACAAGAGUCCCGUCCGUCAGAUGCGGCGGAUCGUCCGCAUAAGCGUCGAAAGGUCGCCGUCGCCUGUGACGAGUGUCGCACUCGGAAGGUCCGGUGCGACGGCAUCCAACCCGUAUGUGGGCCAUGUACCAAGCGAGCUGACCAAGGAGUGCGGUGUGUGUACACCGGGGAGCCCGAGAAGAAACGCGCCGUGCGCAACCUCUGUCAAGGAACCCCAGGAAGCAGUAGUACCUGCACUCACCGAGCCACUCGGCCUGCAAGGGGCGAGGAUGGCGUAAAUGCCAUGAUGGGUGCGGUGGAGGAGGAGCGCCUGACUCAAGGCUUCUUUGGGAGCUCAAGUGCCGCAAGCUUCAUGCGUCAGAUCAAAACUGCUGUCGACAAGAGAGUGCCCUCUCCGUACCGACGGACAUCGGACUCCGUUCUUGGAAUUGAGCCUCCUUCUAGCCUCAUGUCCACCCGGACACCGAAACCAUCAGGUGUUCCCAACUAUGUCUUACCGCCGAGGAAGACGGCAGACAGCCUCAUGGAGGUGUACUGGAACUUUGUCUUCCCUCUGUACCCUUUGGUGGACAGUACCCUUCUGCGCGCAGAAUACUCCAGAAUCUGGAUGGGAGAGCCUCUGCAAUCGGAUGAAAACAUGCUGAUGUGCACAUUCAACGUCAUUUUUGCCUUGGCUUGCCAGCUGGCGGACUUCAUUCCUCCGGAGGAGCGUGAGGCCUCGGCAGAUGCCUUCUUUUCUCGUGCGAAGGACCUUCUCCAUUUCAAUCUUUGGAACACCGGGUCGGCAGGCCUGAUCCAGUGUCUGCUCCUCAUGGCCCAGUAUCUUCAGAGCACAGAUUCUGCCCACCAAUGCUGGAUCGUCACGGGUCUGGCCAUCCGGAAUGCCCAGAGUCUCGGCCUACAUCUUCCGCAAACGAUUGCCCGUCUGCAGAGCCCACAGGAGCAACAGCUUGCCCGGAAGAUAUGGCAUGGCUGCGUGUUGAUGGAUCGGGUUAUAUCCAUGACUUUCGGACGCCCAGCUAUGAUCUCGAAAGCAUCCUGUGGCUCGGUCCCUCUGCCAGCUACUAUUGACGAAGAAUAUAUCCCUGCUGCUUCGGGCGUCGAGGCAACCCAGCCUGCUGAUCGGCCUUCCCUCAUGGCCUUCUAUGCCAAGUCCCUGGAACUAUAUGAGAUCUUGAACGACAUCCUCCUGAGUCUCUACAAACCCGUUCCCGAGGAGAGUCCCGAAGAUAUCUACGACUUUUACUUCAACAAAGAGAGCAGUGAAGGGGAGCACACAAUAUUUCAGCUGGAUCGGGCCCUGACGAAGUGGACCAAAAGCCUGCCUCCUCACUUGCGCGGGUCUUACUAUGCCGGCGGGUCUGGCAAUCUAGUAUUCUAUCGGCAAAGUGUGGUUUUGAGGGCGAGAUUCCUUCAUGUCCGCAUGCUCCUGUUCCGACCGAUCCUGUCGAAAUACUGUACCGCGCGCGACAUUGGCGAUACCGACCCCCUGAUUUCCAUCCAUGAUUCAUUUCCACAACGGGUUGCGCUGCAGUGCUCCAUCAUCUGUGUCAAAGUGGCCCAGGAAGUGGUUGAAUUGAUCUACACCAACAUUCCUGCCGAUGGAACUUCUGGUCCCCUCCCCGCGUGGUGGUAUAAUAUUCUUUACGUCUACACAGCGGCCACCGUUAUCAUAGCCGGACGCCUCUGCCCCGCUAUUCUCGAGGAAGUCACAGAGUCUGCCCUGACACGAUCCUGGAACUCUGCUCUUGAAAUACUGCGCAAAUACCAAAGCUACAGCACGUCGGCUCGCCGCUGCGUUGCGGCGCUUGAGAUCCUGUAUGAACGUGUUGUCUCGGAGGGACCCCAGCAAAACGAGCAGCCGACUAGUAAUCAACCCGCAGGAGUGGCUCCGAGUAACACGAACGACAUGUCCCUUGGCGAGGGCAUGAAUGCGAUUCUCUUGGAUGGCUUUGAUCUGCCCGACUUCCAGGACAUGUCUUGGCUGAACAGUGUUCCUAGCAAUCUUUAUUAA
Messenger RNA from Aspergillus terreus NIH2624, 2703 nucleotides. RefSeq names its product transcription factor domain-containing protein. Gene Ontology annotation, molecular function: DNA-binding transcription factor activity, RNA polymerase II-specific; structural constituent of cell wall; RNA polymerase II cis-regulatory region sequence-specific DNA binding. The coding region runs from base 1 to 2703 and encodes 900 amino acids. Gene Ontology annotation, biological process: DNA-templated transcription; positive regulation of transcription from RNA polymerase II promoter by galactose. NCBI's taxonomy places the organism in Eukaryota, Fungi, Ascomycota, Eurotiomycetes, Eurotiales, Aspergillaceae. Gene Ontology annotation, cellular component: fungal-type cell wall; nucleus. The transcript has 10 exons. The record is from RefSeq and is a predicted model, not a curated record.